Messenger RNA from Saimiri boliviensis boliviensis (Bolivian squirrel monkey), 1964 nucleotides. RefSeq names its product cholinergic receptor nicotinic beta 4 subunit (gene CHRNB4). Gene Ontology annotation, molecular function: acetylcholine-gated monoatomic cation-selective channel activity; transmembrane signaling receptor activity. NCBI's taxonomy places the organism in Eukaryota, Metazoa, Chordata, Mammalia, Primates, Cebidae. Gene Ontology annotation, biological process: monoatomic ion transmembrane transport. Gene Ontology annotation, cellular component: postsynaptic membrane. The record is from RefSeq and is a predicted model, not a curated record.
GCUCUCCCCCCGCGGGAGCGGCAUCCGGCGCUGGCGCCCGCCGCCCUGGAGCCUCCCGGCUGUGCCAGGGGCGCUGUCCCGCCCGCCCGCCUGCCUUGGGGAAGGUCGGGAGGCCCGAGGAGAUCGGGACCCAGGCGGCCGGCGGGGUCCGGACCACCCGCGGGGUCGGAGCGCGGCGGCGGCCCGGGUUCUGCCCCCGGUGGGCGGGGCUCGGCGGGGCUCUCCGCGGGGUCCUAGCGAGCGCCGCCGCGCAGCCAACCGCGGGGACCCGGAGGCCACCCGACCGCGCGCGCUGCUCCCGGGUGCCCUGCGACCCGUCGGCGGAGCUCGCGGCGGCUGCCACCCGCCCCGCCGGCCAUGAGGCGCGCGCCUUCCCUGGUCCUUUUCCUCCUGGUCGCCCUUCGCGGGCGCGGGGACUGCCGCGUGGCCAAUGCCGAGGAGAAGCUGAUCGACGACCUUCUGAACAAAACCCGUUACAACUACCUGAUCCGCCCAGCCUCCAGCUCCUCACAGCUCAUCUCCAUCAAGCUGCAGCUCUCCCUGGCCCAGCUCAUCAGCGUGAAUGAGCGAGAGCAGAUCAUGACCACCAAUGUCUGGCUGAAACAGGAAUGGACCGACUACCGCCUGACCUGGAACAGCUCCCGCUAUGAGGGCGUGAACAUCCUGAGGAUCCCCGCAAAGCGUCUCUGGUUGCCCGACAUCGUGCUUUAUAACAACGCCGACGGGACCUACGAGGUGUCUGUCUACACCAACGUGAUAGUCCGGUCCAACGGCAGCGUCCUGUGGCUGCCCCCUGCCAUCUACAAGAGCGCCUGCAAGAUUGAGGUGAAGCACUUCCCCUUCGACCGGCAGAAUUGCACCCUCAAGUUCCGCUCCUGGACCUACGACCACACGGAGAUAGACAUGGUCCUCACGUCGCCCACAGCCAGCAUGGAUGACUUUACUCCCAGUGGCGAGUGGGACAUAGUGGCCCUCCCGGGGCGAAGGACAGUGAACCCACAGGACCCCAGCUACGUGGACGUGACUUACGACUUCAUCAUCAAGCGCAAGCCGCUGUUCUACACCAUCAACCUCAUCAUCCCCUGCGUGCUCAUCACCUCGCUGGCCAUCCUGGUCUUCUACCUGCCGUCCGACUGCGGCGAGAAGAUGACGCUGUGCAUCUCCGUGCUGCUGGCGCUCACCGUCUUCCUGCUGCUCAUCUCCAAGAUCGUGCCGCCCACCUCCCUCGACGUGCCGCUCAUCGGGAAGUACCUCAUGUUCACCAUGGUGCUGGUCACCUUCUCCAUCGUCACCAGCGUCUGUGUGCUCAACGUGCACCACCGCUCGCCCAGCACCCACACCAUGGCACCCUGGGUCCAGCGCUGCUUCCUGCACAAGCUGCCCACCUUCCUCUUCAUGAAGCGCCCUGGCCCCAACAGCAGCCCAGGCAGAGCCCUCCCGCCCAGCAAGUCACGCCUGACCAAGCCCGAGGCCGCCGCCACCUCCGCCAGCCCCUCCAACCUCUGUGGGAACUCCAUGUACUUCGUGAACCCUGCCUCUGCAGCUCCCAAGUCUCCCGCCGGCUCCACCCCGGUGGGUACCCCCAGGGACUUCCGCCUGCGGUCCUCUGGGAGGUUCCAGCAGGAUGUGCAGGAGGCACUAGAAGGCGUCAGCUUCAUCGCCCAGCACAUGCAGAAUGACGAUGAAGACCAGAGUGUCAUUGAGGACUGGAAGUACGUGGCUAUGGUGGUGGAUCGGCUGUUCCUGUGGGUGUUCGUGUUUGUGUGUGUCCUGGGCACUGUGGGGCUCUUCCUACCGCCCCUCUUCCAGACCCACACAGCUUCUGAAGGGCCCUAGGCUGCCCAGCGUGACUGAGGGCCCCCUGCGUUGUGGGGUAAGAGGAUGUGAGUGGCCAGGUGGACAGUUUGCUGCUUCCUUCUGGGUUGUGGCUGAUGAGGCCCUAAAUAAAUAGGUGACCAUUGGCC